AUGGCUCCGGAAAGCGGCAAGACGUACAAGAUCAGAAACCUCCAGGUCCCCGAGAAGGUCGUCGACCUCUCCGGCGCGGACCAGAGGUCCGUUAUCGGCUGGAACGACAAAGGCGGCGGCCAGGAGGCGCACAACCAGGCGUGGAGGCUAUUCCGCCAGAACAGCGGCAACUGGACCAUUGAGUCUCUCAAGGCACCCGGCACCUUCAUCGGCAUCGCCAGCGGGCCCGGCGACGGCGUGCACCUCAUCGGUCAAGGUGUCCCGCUCGAGUGGCAGAUCAUCCCUAACCGUGAGGCGUUUGCUGGCGAAGGGUUCGAUAGCGAGAGAGAGGCGAAUGCGUUCAGGUUGUUGAUACCCGGAAUGUACUUCAACGCGGACUUGGCCGACCACGGCAACGCGCACACGAUCCAGUUGUGGGGCAAGUGGCGUGGCCAGAACCAGGCGUGGACGUUCGAGGAGUUCCGGGGAUAG
This is a messenger RNA of Coniophora puteana RWD-64-598 SS2, 471 nucleotides long. Its product is annotated as carbohydrate-binding module family 13 protein. Bases 1 to 471 code for a protein of 156 amino acids. The transcript has 4 exons. NCBI's taxonomy places the organism in Eukaryota, Fungi, Basidiomycota, Agaricomycetes, Boletales, Coniophoraceae. The record is from RefSeq and is a predicted model, not a curated record.